AGAAGAGUUUAAAGGCCUUCAUGGGAAGAAGCUAAAUAGAGGUUUUGAACAUUGGAGUCUGUUAAGAGUCUGGGAAUCUGAAAGCAUUCUCAUGGCGGCUGAAGACAAACCCCAAACGGGCAAUAGUGGGACGAACAAGAAGAGGAAGCAACGUUACCGUUCACACAACAAACCUGUGAAGAAGGGUUCCUACCCAUUACGUCCUGGAGUUCAGGGUUUCUUCAUCACUUGUGAUGGUGGCAGGGAAAAGCAAGCUAGUCAGGAAGCUAUUAAUGUCAUUGAUACUUUCUAUGAAGAGCUUGUCUAUGGCCAAAAUUAUGGUGCAAAGCGUGUGGCUGUGCCCAAUAAACCCUUGAAUAAAAUAACUAAAUUCUCUGAUUCUGAUUCAUCUAGUGAAGAAGAUGAUGAUGAAGAUGACAAGUCAGAUCGUCAUGAGGAUGAAAAAGUUCAUGAGAAUCAAGCGGAGGAAAAGUCAGAUUUUGGUAAAUUGGAUGCUGCUGAUUCUGAAAAUCAGAACAAUGAGAAAGUGGAUUCUCAGAAAGAGGAUGAUGCAACUCAUGAUAAGCAACGUAAUGAAACUGAAGAGGUACCAACAAAGAAACAACGCUUACAAACAGAUGCAUCAAAUGGUGAAAAGGUAGUAGGUGGUAAGAUGGAGGAGAAGUCCAUUGAUAAGCUAAUUGAAGCUGAACUUGAAGAGUUGGGAGAUAGGAACAAGCCUGAGAUCAUCCUUAUCAGCAAAGGCGACCUAAUGAUUAGGACACGGGGCAGAAAAAAUGCCCAUUACGCUGUAUCUCAGCCCUUGGCUUUAAAGGAGAGGCGUUUUGUUAGCCUUGAUGCUGGUUGUAAUGGUAUUGUCUUUAUUCAAAUGCAUAAAAGAGAAGGGGACCCUAGUCCAAAAGAGAUUGUGCAACACAUGAUGAUGUCAGCUGCUUCUACUAGGAAACACAUGUCAAGGUUCAUUUUAAGGGUAUUGCCUGUUGAAGUGGCAUGCUAUGCAUCAGAAGAGGAAAUUUCUAGAGCAAUUAAACCCCUCAUUGCAAAAUACUUUCCAACCGAAGCUCCAACCCCACAGAAGUUUGCAGUCUUAUAUGAUGCCCGGGCAAAUACGGGUGUUGAAAGGAUGUCAAUAAUAAAUUCAGUGGCAAAAUCCGUACUUGGACCCUACAAGGUGGAUCUUAACAACCCAGACAAGUCCAUUAUAGUCCAAGUUGCAAAGACCAUAUGCUUGAUCGGGGUCGUCGAAAAAUAUAAGGAGCUAUCAAAGUAUAACCUGAGGCAGCUCACAUCACCAAAGCCAUAACUUUUUCCUGUUAAUCUUUGAGCUCAAAAUCCUUUAAUACAUCAAGCUCUUCCCCCUGUUGAUUUUCAUGUUGGAACUUUAUCUGAGACUACACUAGUGUCUCCAAGGUGCAUGUUGGAGUCGAAGAUGAUUCAGGGAUACGAGAGAAACAUUCCAGAAGCAAAUGAUGAAAUUUCUAAUGUGAGAGUUGGGCGUGGAGCCUUGGACUUAAAUUUUGGACUGUGUUAGAAUCUUGUUAUUGACAUAGCUUGUACAUGUUUUUUUAAUUAUUAGAGAUUGAAAUUGUAGUAUUUAUGUUUAUUGAAAUUGUAGUAUUUAUGUUUAGGUGAAAAAGAUUCCCUGACCAUUGUAGGCUCCUUACUUGAUGAUAUUGUUCGUGCACUGCCAUUGGUGUGGUGUGUGAGAUUCCUCUUACAGCAGCAGCAUGGAGAAUCCUCCCUGUUUGUUUAUUCUCUUGUGGAAUUAGCUUGAGUUUUGCACAGUAAAA
Macadamia integrifolia is the source of this 1790-nucleotide messenger RNA. Its product is annotated as THUMP domain-containing protein 1 homolog. Lineage: Eukaryota; Viridiplantae; Streptophyta; Magnoliopsida; Proteales; Proteaceae. The record is from RefSeq and is a predicted model, not a curated record. Gene Ontology annotation, molecular function: RNA binding. The transcript has 8 exons. Gene Ontology annotation, biological process: tRNA modification. Bases 92 to 1303 code for a protein of 403 amino acids.